This is a messenger RNA of Cololabis saira (Pacific saury), 3974 nucleotides long. It is a transcript of the gene traf4a, whose product is annotated as tnf receptor-associated factor 4a. The transcript has 7 exons. NCBI's taxonomy places the organism in Eukaryota, Metazoa, Chordata, Actinopteri, Beloniformes, Belonidae. The coding region runs from base 349 to 1761 and encodes 470 amino acids. Gene Ontology annotation, molecular function: zinc ion binding; protein binding. Gene Ontology annotation, biological process: activation of NF-kappaB-inducing kinase activity; signal transduction; positive regulation of JNK cascade. The record is from RefSeq and is a predicted model, not a curated record.
CAGCAGCAGAGAGGCCAGACAGACAGCAGGCUCUGCUCGUGCAACAUCCACACACUGCAGGGGGGGGAGGCUCGGUUCUGCAGCCGUCUUUGUUUGCAUCUGUCCCCGGGGCUGCAGGAGGAGACAUCUGCGGAGGACUCGCCUCCUGGAGGGUUAAGGGAGGCUGGAUGUGAACCCAAGCAUCGGCUCCGAUCGGCAGCCUUAACACCGCUCCGUACGUGUGCAGGAAGGGACGGAGAGGGGACGGAGAGAGGGGGCGGAGAGGACGUUUCCACCUUCCACCUGCAGCCACAGACCCGAGGAGACCCGGAGGAGACCCGGAGGAGAGCCCGAGCAUCAGCAGCAGCCAUGCCCGGCUUUGAUUACAAGUUCCUGGAGAAGCCCAAGCGCCGCUUCCAGUGUCCGCUGUGCAGCAAGGCGAUGCGGGAGCCCGUCCAGGUGUCCACCUGUGGACACCGCUUCUGUGACACCUGUCUCCAGGAAUUCCUCAGUGAGGGUGUCUUCAAGUGUCCAGAAGAUCAGCUGCCACUAGACUAUGCCAAGAUCUACCCGGACCCGGAGCUGGAGCAGCAGAUCCUGUCGCUGCCCAUCCGCUGCAUCCACAGCGAGGAGGGCUGUCGCUGGACCGGCCAGAUGAAGCAGCUGCAGGGCCACUUCUCCACCUGCGCCUUCAACGUGAUUCCCUGCCCGAAUCGCUGCUCUGUCAAGCUGACGCGCCGCGACUUGCCCGACCACCUGCAGCACGAUUGCCCGAAGCGCAAGGUCAAGUGCGAGUUUUGCGGCAGCGAGUUCACCGGCGAAGCCUUCGAGAACCACCAGGGUGUGUGUCCUCAGGAGAGCGUUUACUGCGAGAACAAGUGUGGGGCGAGGAUGAUGCGUCGACUGCUGUCCCAGCACAGCCUGGCCGAGUGUCCCAAACGAACGCAACCUUGCAAGUACUGCGGCAAAGAGUUCGUCUUUGACACAAUCCAGAACCACCAGUACCACUGCCCUCGCUUUCCUGUCCAGUGCCCAAACCAGUGCGGCACCCCCAACAUCGCCCGCGAGGACCUGGCCAACCACGUUAAGGACAACUGCGGCAGCGCACUCGUCCUCUGUCCCUUCAAAGAAGCCGGCUGCAAACACAGAUGCCCCAAACUGGCUAUCGGCCGUCACCUGGAAGACACCACCAAGUCUCACCUGACCAUGAUGUGUAACCUCGUGGGUCGCCAGCGGCAGGAGAUCAUGGAGCUGCGGAGGGAGAUGGAGGAGCUGUCGGUCAGCCACGACGGCGUUCUCAUCUGGAAACUCAACGACUAUUCCCGCAAACUCCAGGAGGCCAAACUUCGAAGCAACCACGAGUUCUUCAGCCCUCCCUUUUACACUCACCGCUACGGCUACAAGCUACAGGUGUCGGCCUUCCUGAACGGCAACGGCAGCGGCGAGGGCUCCCACCUCUCCGUCUACAUCCGCGUGCUGCCCGGAGAGUACGACAACCUACUGGAGUGGCCCUUCUCCUACAAGGUGACGUUCUCCAUCCUGGACCAGAGCGACCCGUCGCUUUCCAAACCCCAACACAUCACAGAGACCUUCAAUCCCGACCCCAACUGGAAGAACUUCCAAAAGCCCAGCAGCACCCGCAACUCGCUGGACGAGAGCACCCUGGGUUUCGGCUACCCCAAGUUCAUCUCGCACGAGGAAAUCAAGAAGAGGAACUACAUCCGGGACAACUGCAUCUUCAUCAAGGCUUCUAUAGAGAUUCCCCAGAAGAUCAUGGCUUAAGAUCUGACGUUUGUCUUCUGUCGGGAUGGAGAAGGAUGGGUUAAAAGCUGGAACUGAUACUUUCAACCUUGAAAACUUCUACACAUUGACCCUUUAGAUACUUUCUUCCCUUGCAGCCUGUUGACCACAGAGCUGGACGCGGAUGGUUCUGGCUGUACGAGCUGACUCGGAGGACCUUGAUGUAUCACAGAGGAAAAAGUGUUUGGUCAGAGGGACCAUCACUCUCUGGUUUUUAUCAUUUUGUUUUCUAUUCGUUUGCUGACCUUUUUAUUACAUUCUACAACAAAAAAGCCUUGGAAAUCAAACAGUGCCUAGAGAGUUUAUCUUAAGUUAUACAUUUGUUGUUUUAUCCGCAGUACAGAUGUAAAAGAUUAUGGAAAAGAUAUAGAAGAUAACAGUGAAGGGCUUUGCCGCACUUAGGAGUGAAAAGAGAGAAAGGUAGAAGCUGUUUAGACUCGAGCUGAAGCCCAACUGCCUUUUGUUUACACGCUCAUACAGUAUAUUGAUCCCUCGACAAACACUCAGAACUCCUCGUGAGGUUUACCUAAAGACGAACAAAUUCAUCAAUGUUUUCAAGUGAGAAACCUGCAGCACAAAUGUUGGUGUUUAGAUGUGUUAAUGGACUAGUUUCAUUUUGAUAGUUAUUACCAUGCUGUAAUGAAACAACAGCUAGCUAAUGGUUUGCUUGUUUUGGCAUAAGUGAAAGACUGAAAGUGAGUAGAAACGACCUUCAUGAGCAAAAUCCUCCUACUAUCGUAACAAGAGUUGCUUUUUUUUUAUCCACACAUUCAACUUUAGACAAAGACAACAUACUACUUGCGCUCGAUUUUGAUCUGUAUUCUAAGCUAAGCUAACCAAUUAUCAGUGAUAAAGCUUUUCAUUUUCUUUUCUUUGCAAACCAGAGAAAUAACAAACAACAAAAAAAAAUAAAACUGAAGCUGCUUGUCAUUUAAAUUUGACCUGAAAACAUUGAUGUGGCAGAUGUGCUGCCUGUGACUCGUGUCCGUAAGCGGUUGGACCCGGUCGUAGGUAACUUCUGCAGUGCUUUGAUGAACCGAUCACACACUUAGACACCAGAACAGUCUUCAUGUCUAUCGUGGAGUCCCACAAUAAGAAAACAUAAAGCACCUUUCGCCGGUCUCCGGACGAGCAGAGCAGACAAAGAGGCCAGUUGUUGAAGUACACAUGCAUUUAAUUGUGAAGGAAAAGCCAUGUGGCCUUUUUAUACAGUAUGUCUUCGCAUGAGGGUUUUAUGGGUGAGCAGGGCGACGAACACGUGCAUGCUUCAUGUGCUACCACCUGGAUCACAUUUUUGUACUGUAAGCUGUAUUCUUGAAAUCCUCUCCCAUUAAUGACAAUAUUGUGUCUUUUUUCUGAACCUUUUUCGAAAGUUGGCAAAUUGUCAAAAAGAAUAGUUUUUCAGUUUUGUUUUUUAUAUACAUUAAAUGUGAACAAUAUUGGGAUGAUAACCUAUAAAGACAUUGGACAUCUGGACCAAGUGUAUCGUUCAACGUGACCUGGGAAUAAAUGGUGUUUGGAGGCUGACAUAAUCUCUGCACACGUGUGGGCGUCUUGGGACUGGCUGCACCUACGGUAUGUUGCCAUGGUCACUGGUGGAUCUCCAGCCCGUCACACAAUGUAAGGACGGCGAACAGCCCUGUGGUGCACACCCGUCACAGCACCGGCGCAGGCACAGAGGACUUUGAUGAUACAGUUCAGUCGUGAUGUAUGUGAAUACUAAUGUAAAAAUGCAGAAGCACAUUCUGUCUUUUUAUUAUUACACGUGGGAAAGCUCCUGCUAUCUUGUCAUAAUACCAGCUGAUAUUUUACAGUGAUUCGAAGAAGCAAGAAAAUACAACUUUUUGUAAGAUUAUGUAUUUUUAAAGUACUUAGCUGUUUUAUACAAACUGUUUUUGUUGGAAAAGCUGGGGGUGACUGAGGAUUUUCAGACCCUUUUUUGUCUCCUGGACAUUUGGAUAAUUUGUUUGUCCGUGUGGUUUGAAUCUCUCAUAUUCUGUCUGUAUUAUUUCCUCUUAAAAGUAUUUAUUUUAAAGAGCCAUCUGGUGGGUUUGCACUGAUGGCAGAAAUGUUUUAAUAUGUUGAUUGAUGAGUGCUUGUCAAUUUCUUAUCUGAAAUAAAAUACCAUAUAUUAUAGAUGUUUGCAUUUUGCAAAGGAAAAUUAUUAAAAAAAACAAAACAAAACAUUGCUAAUA